GGCCGCCGAGAUGAAAGCGAGCGGCCGGCGGGGAACGGGGCGCGCCAGCCCCUCCUCCCGGCCGGAACCUGCGGCUCCCUGUGACCCGACGACCCUGCAAGCGGCCUCCUCGUCUGCUGGGGCGGAGCGACGCGGCUGGAGGACCGCUGGCACCUGUGCUGUGCAGGCCAGUGGGGCUCAGAGCCCCCGCCUGGGCUCCUGAAGAGAGAAAGCUGGGAGACCUCGGAAGCCACAGUGUUCCUGCUUGCCUCAAGUUUUCCCAUCAGAUUGGAAAAGCUGCCUCGCUCAGUGACGUCAACACCCGGUCCCGCAUCUCGACGCCCGCACUCGAGGCCCGAGCUGCGCACGCACGCUCGGCCAUGGCUGCGGUAGCGUUGCUGCUGCUGCUGCUGCUGGUGUCGCCGGCCGCCUCAGCGCCAGCGCGGGACCCCUUCGCCCCGCAGCUCGGUGACACGCAGAGGUGCCAGCAGCGUUGUCACCAGCGCCACUCUAUCCCGCCACCCGCUCAGCCUGAACCAGAGAGCCCCUCAGAGUCCCCGAAUAACAAGGCCGUCCUUGUCAGUGCUUGUGAGCGUGGCUGUCGACUUUUCUCCAUCUGCCGCUUCGUGGCCAGGAGCUCCAGGACCAACGCCACAGAGACAGAAUGCAAAGCGGCCUGCACUGAGGCUUAUGUGGAGGCAGCAGAGCAACGGGCCUGCAGUGACGGAUGCUGGGGCCAGACCCCUGAACCUGAGACUCGUCUGGAGCUGAAGAAAACAGCUUUGGAACCACCCAGCGGAUCUCUGUCCCUGCUGGAAUGGUUUUCCAUACUCUGCAGUGACCUCAUGAGUUCCGCCCAGGGCCUCGUGUCCUCUACCUGGACAUACUCCCUUCAGACAGACAACCGGAAGGUGGUGGUGUUCCAGACUCAACCUGUGGUAGAGAGCUUUGCAUUCCAAAGGAGCCGUCUUAAGCGAAUGGAGGUGACCUGGAAGGGGUCCCACCCCGAGGCCCUGGAGGGGCGCAUGGACCCUUUAGGCCCCUUGGACAAAGUGAGGAGAACUAAGACCCGGGUGAAGACCAGCAAGGCCAAGGUGGAGUCUGAGGACCAACAAGAGAAUGACUUCCUCAGUUGCAUGUCCCGGCGCUCGGGGCUGCCUCGGUGGGUAUUGUUCUGCUGCUUCUUCCUCUCCGUCCUGGUCUUGCUGUGGCUGAGUUGCUGUACCCUGGUCACCACACCUGGCCAGUCCCUCAAACUCCAACCUCUGGUGGCGGAGCAGCAUAAGAGUCUCCUGCUGGAGUCAUACUGGCCUUUGUUCCCGCCCCCACCGCCUGCCUAUGAGGACAGCCCCCCGCCCUACAAGUUGAAGCUAGAUUUGACCACGCUGUAAUCCUCGACCUGUUGCCAAGUGGAUGGGGGCCUCUCCACAGUCAUUUCUCUCUGCACCCUGAAGUCCAAGGUCAGGGUGGGGAACCAGCCUUGGGCCUCAUCUAUUCUCCAGUCCUAUUUCCCUCUCUUCCAGCAAACCCACCCCACUGUCCUGCUUCCUCUGGGGCUAGCUUUUGGCUUUUCUCACAUGCUCUGGCAAUGAAUCUGGUUUGUGUUGCCUUUCUUUUUCUUUCUCUGUGUCCUCACUUGGGGGCUGAGGUCUCCGGUUCCCCUUCGUUAUGCCUGGUGAUGCAGUCCCCCACGAGGGAGCAGUGGAGACUCCCUGCUGGGAGGGGAUGAGAAGGAGUAAACCUUUAAAUAAAGUGAAUAAAAGAUA
Messenger RNA from Chionomys nivalis (European snow vole), 1745 nucleotides. It is a transcript of the gene Tmem59l, whose product is annotated as transmembrane protein 59 like. The transcript is spliced from 9 exons. The record is from RefSeq and is a predicted model, not a curated record. The coding region runs from base 360 to 1370 and encodes 336 amino acids. NCBI's taxonomy places the organism in Eukaryota, Metazoa, Chordata, Mammalia, Rodentia, Cricetidae.